Messenger RNA from Neurospora hispaniola, 831 nucleotides. RefSeq lists its product as uncharacterized. NCBI's taxonomy places the organism in Eukaryota, Fungi, Ascomycota, Sordariomycetes, Sordariales, Sordariaceae. The transcript has 2 exons. Gene Ontology annotation, molecular function: protein binding. The record is from RefSeq and is a predicted model, not a curated record. The coding region runs from base 1 to 831 and encodes 276 amino acids.
AUGAGUUCCGAAACGCCUGAUGACAAGUUUAAAGAGAAGAAGGACAAGGAUCCUCAAGCAGAGGAAGAAAAUGAUAAAUCCCAGCAGGCCGACAUCAAAUUCUCACCUGAAGAAGAGGCUGCAAAGGCAAACGCCCUCUUCACCUCGGGCAAAUACGAUGCCGCCCUCAACAAAUAUGACGAAGCCAUUGCUGUUUGUCCAAACUACCUGGACUAUCCCUUGGCCGUCUUGCGCUCCAACGUGGCCGCCUGUCACCUCAUGCUGGAAGCUUGGAAGGAUGCCGUCACGCACGCCACCAAAGCUCUGGACCUGCUUGAUAAGCUAGAGCGGGAGGACAAGCUGGCUGCCGAGAAGGAAGAGAAGGAAAGAGAAGAUGUCGAAGAGGAGAUUGUCAGCGCUGGCGCAGCAAAGGCCGGACCCGCCGUUCCUGUCACGGAAACUGAGGCGCAGAUUGCCCGCCAGAAGCGACUAGAGGAUAUUGCCAGGAUACGGGCCAAAGCUCUGCUACGCCGGGCCCGGGCAAGGAGCGAGCUGGGUGGAUGGUCCACCCUCGAGGGAGCUAUUGAGGAUUACAAGAAGCUGUCUGCCAUGACCAACCUUACGGCUACCGACCGAAAGCUCGUCCAGGCGCAACUCAGAGCACUGCCACCCCGGGCCAAGGCUGCUCAGGAGAAGGAGACUGCUGAGAUGUGGGGCAAGUUGAAGGACCUUGGGAAUGGGUUGCUUAAGCCGUUUGGUCUUAGCACUGACCAUUUCAAGAUGGUGAAGGAUGAGAAGACCGGCGGUUACAGCAUGAAUUUCCAGGGAGGUGGUGGCGAAGGCAAAAAGUAA